AAUAAUGUAAACAUCGCGUAAAAAUAAUUAGUAUAUAUUGAUAAGUCUUUGGAUUUAUUAGUGGACCUGGAUUCGCCUCAUUAUCAUUUAUGAUCAGAUUGAAAAUAGAUCGACACAAUUCACGUGGUUUUAUUUUUUCUGUACUGGGAUGAUUGCGUUUAUGAAAUAUUUGUGUUGUGUUGGCAACUUUUCUUAAAAGGGUCAAACAUCUAACCAAGGCGUUUCUUGUUAUCGCUAUCUUUUAAAAACAUUCAAAUCGACCAGUUACAUGUAUACAUUAAAGUAGUCAUUUCUCAAUAUUUUACUAAUUUGACUGAGAGUUUAACUAAAACCUAUAGUUAAAGCAGCCUAGUAUGUUGUUAUGUCAACUUUCCCAAGCCUGAGGCAAUGGCCACUCCUUUUUAAGAUUUAUGAAUGUAAUUUCACUUUCUUUUCCAAAGACCUGUGACUCUGUAUUAAGAUUCAUGAAUGUAUUAGACUCAUAUCUGAUUGUGCAAAUCUUAAAUCUGAAAUUAAACUAAAACAAUACACAGGUGUUGUGAUUUUUUACUUUCCCCUCAUAAAUGGAAGACUGUAGUAUUACAUCUUCAAAUAGUACGGCAAGCCAUGAAAGCGAAAGCUAUCAGAACAGUCUCCAACAUACCCCGUCACUGAACACCUUGGAUUUAGAUGAAUUGGAACAAGAUUGCCAGUUACAACAACAUCGCCAAGUCUCCCAUAAUCCCCAGCAAGUGUCACUCUUCAAAGAACGUAACCAGGAAGCUACUUUUCGUCAUGUUCCAAUAGGCGUAAAUGCUGCAACCAUUGAUCCACCAUUAAGAGCACCGUCGGAGGAUUAUGCUCCAAAUCCUCAGGAUUUUUAUUCUCAGUAUUUUAAUGAAAGGGAGCGUCUCUCAACGUUCCAUGACUGGCCAGAAGGAGCGAAUGUUACAAAAGAGGAUUUAGCGAAAAAUGGGUUUAUAUAUUUACAUGUAUCUGACCGUGUGCAAUGUGUAUUUUGUAGAGCAUGCUUAGGAGAAUGGAGCCAGGGUGACAUUGUAGCUAAUGAACACAGGAAAUAUUGCCCGGAGUGCCCGUUAGCUUUUGGAUAUGAGUGCGGGAAUAUACCUCUGCCUGCAUCAAGCAGACCUCAGUCAACACAGCAAUCGCAACAGAGGUCAUACAAUACUUCUAUCACUACAGUGAAGAUUCCAGUAUUGGCGCCGACAGUGGCAGCAGGUCAGUUUGCGCGAGUGACACACCCAAACCCUACAGAUGCACAUGCAUAUCCAGCUUCAGGUCAGAGACAAGCUUUUGAUGAACGCCAGAUAUUUAGAUCAGCUCUACAACCACCGCGAACAGCAGAAACAUCAAGUCUUGGAUCUGCUGUGGUUAUCACAGAACCAAAGCAUCCCGACUGGGAGGAUCAGAACACAAGGUUAAGAUCUUUCAAUGGAUGGCCAGCGCAGAUGUCCCAGACCCCGAGAGACCUGUCUGCGGCAGGAUUGCUCUACAUGGGUAAAGGCGAUUAUUGCACGUGUUUUUGGUGCGGAGGACAGCUCUAUGACUGGGAACCAAACGAUGUACCCUGGGUUGAGCAUGCAAAGUGGUUCCCACAGUGUGGCUUUGUACGACAGCAGAAGGGAGAGGCUUUUAUCCAACGUGUCAGAAAUCAAGAGACCGUUGGUGUUGAAUCUCCUAGCAACCAGGAAUUCUUGAGACGCCCUCAUGUUCUGGCUGCACUGAAUGACUAUGGAUAUACGCAGGAGCUGGUCUUGGAGGCCUUACAAACAUGUGGUGCCCAGAGUCUUGUCACUGCCCAAAAUAUCAGAAGAUGUGUUGAGGAGCUGAAAAACAAGAGACAGGCUGCACAAGCCCAGGCCAGACUUGCAGAGGACACACCAUACACUCUCCGGGGCCAGCACAAUCAGCCGCAGGACGACAGGGCCAACCGGUCAGACAGCAUGGCGGUCAUUACGUCUCGCGGUCAGCAGGUGACCCAUCCCAGCGAUGACAGUGAGGAUGUUGAGAUGAUGGAUAUCGAACUGUCCAGUCGUGAUAUUCCAACCAUCAGGCAACUGCAAAAUCUGAAUAUAAACCGACCAUCAAGUGCAGCCUCCACUUCAAGUGCAGAUGUUGAGACAGUUUUGCAAGAGAAUGAGAAGCUAAAAGAGCAGCGUGUGUGCAAGAUCUGCAUGGACAAGGACGUGUGUAUCACCUUCAUGCCAUGUCGUCACCUAGCUACCUGCGAAGAUUGCGCCGGAACUCUGCACACGUGUCCCAUCUGUAGAAAACCUGUGGAGGACCGAGUUAGGGUGUAUUGGUCGUAAUAUUAUAGAUCGAUUUUUCUACAUAUAAUUGUCCCCUACCAGUUUCACCGGAGGGGACUUAUGGUUUGCACUCUGUCCGUCCGUCAGUCUGUCAGUCCAUCAGUCAGUCACAUUUUUCUGGAUCCUGUGAUAACUUUAAAAGUUUUUAAUAUUUGUUCAUGAAACUUGAAACAUGGAUAGAUGGCAAAAUGGGCAUUAUGCACGUCAUUUUAUUUUGUUCCUACGUCAAAAAUUAUGGUUGCUAUGGAAACCAAAAUAAAUAAAUUCUGACAAUGGUGGAGCUGGUAGGGGACAAUACUGCUUGACAAUAGCCUUGUUUUUCUUGACUUUUGGCCUGAUUAAGGUAUUAAUUAAAGACGUCUCAAUUUUCAAAAACUGGCAUCGAUAAUGUUUGGACAUUACCCUGGAAAGCAUCCAUUUUAUCUGUCUGUAAUGAAUAAACAUCAACAGAAUUUUUACUGUGCUUGAUAUGAAAAAUUUUAUAUAGAAGAAAACUAGGAUCGAUCAGUUUUAAGUUUAUUGUUAUAUGAUAUGAUUAAAUAGAUCCUUUUAAUAUUAUUUCUUAAUAAUUAGCUUGACACUUUGCAAACAAAUAUCUAUUUACACUUGUAUCAACAUUUUAAUGAAAUACAUCAUCAGCUUUUUAUUUCAAACCUUGAUUGAUUGAAUGUUUGAUUAUUAUACAUUUGAAGUACCUCAAGUGGAUAUUGUGGCAUUAAAAUAAUUGCAUUGUAACUGGGUCUAUCACAGUGUUAUUAAAGGAGCAAAUUCACAGAUUUUUGUGUUUUCAAUAUAUUUCAUUAAGUGAAUUGUAUUAAAAUAAAAAUUGUACUAAUUUGGAAUGGUUUUAAAUAAGUUUAAAAACAAAAAAGAAUAAAAUGUCUUUGAACAUGGGACCUAUAUAAGCAAUUGCUGAUGCAUUACAACCACGCCACUCAGGCUUUUGAAUUUGUAAGGUAGUUUAAACACUAUGUUGAAAUGCAUUUUGUUGGGGUAAAAUUAUGGAUGAAAAAGUGUGAUUGAUGAUUAUAAAUUAACAAACAUGUAUUUAACCAAAAAGUCAUGGUAAUUAUUAUUUUUUAUUUGUUUGAACAUAACACAAACAUCCUUUUUUCAAUUUAUGACUUUGUCAUUUUGCAAAUUGUGAACAAUUCCCCAUAAAUAUAUGUAUAAUUGUUAUUUUCAAAAGUUGAUGAUGAGGACUUUACAUUUUUUUCUCUGCUCAUAUCUUUGUUAAGCAUUAUUUCUUGUGCUUAAAAAAACAUAUACUAACAUUAAGGUAAAUUGAUGUCAGAUUAAUUGAUGAAAAAUCACUGUUACACCAUAUAAUAAUAAUAAUACCACAUUUAUAUAGCGCCCUUUUCAUACAGUAUUGUGUGUUCAAAGGGGCAUACCAUAUGUAUGAUAACCACAUGAAGCUUUCCAUACUUGAAGUACAAUGUAUGUGUGAUUCUAAGAUGUUUAAUUAAGGCUUUUCUAUGGCACUGUACAAUGCAUACAUAAUUUGCUUUGCAUAAUUUCAUAUUUUAGAUCUUUUGCAUGUAUGUAACGGAACACAAUAAGCUGUAACAUAUAUCCAUCUUUCCAUCUACAGCCCAUAUGCCUACUCCAUUCUUUGAAGCAAACAUGCUGAUUUCUUGCACAUUUUUAAACUGUACAGUUUUAUGUAUCAAGCAUGCACAUGGUGCUGAGAUAUAGCUUAUGCACUAUACUGCUUGCAAGUGUCAGAACCAGAAUUAACCGUUGUGGAAUGUCAUCAUGCUAUUUAUAUAUUUCCUCUUGGUUGCGACAAAAAUAUAUCUUAGAAACAAAUUUAUCAUUAUAAUAAAAAUUUGCCAUUUUUAAAAGACUAUCUCUGUAUAAAAAAAGUUAAUUAAAGCAAAAUGUCUAUGUAUUGUGCAACGAUCCUGCAUUUCUUAAACUAUAUAAAGCUUUGUAAUAAUUGUGUAAUCUUUUGAAAAUAAAAAAAAAUCGUUGAUGUAGUUUGAAGAUGUAUAUGUAUCUUAAAUAAUUAGUUUAUUUAGUUAUUUAUUAAUUAGUUUGUUGACUUCUUUAUUAUUUGUCUCAAAGGAGGGCAUUGGGACUGUGUAUAUAAUUUUUAGCGAGGCUGUUUUCGGAGAAAACCCGAGGUAUUGUCAUAGCCUGCUCGUCGUCCGCCGUCAGCCGCCCGCCGGCGUCGUGCUAAAACCUUUACAUUGGCUAUAAAAUCAAAGUGCUUCAACCUACAACUUUGAAACUUUAUAUGUAGAUGCACAUUGAUGAGUUCUACACGCCACACCCAUUUUGGGUCACUAGGUCAAAGGUCAAGGCCACAGUGAAUUACAAAAUUCUGACAGGCUUUCGCAGCCGAGCGUGGCACCCGUUAUGCGGUACUCUUGUUGUAUAUUUAAACAUUAUUGUGUGAAUUGUUUUUACAGAUAUGAUCAUAGAAACACAUAUGUUACAGGGCUUGUCCAUCUGCAUUUUAUUAAUUAUUUAUGUAAAAAUUGAGUUUAAUUUUGCAUCAUAGCACUAAGUUAUUGAACUGCUUUUUGUUGUUUGAGCUCUCCUUAGCCCUUAAACCACAACAAAUGUUACAUGCAAAUUGAUUGACUUACUGUGUUCUAGUUGAAAUUUCAUUUUUUUUUUAAAUGAAUGUUCGGUUCGAUCGAUUCACAUUGUUAGUGCCUGUAUAAUGUAAAUAAAAUAAAAUACAAAACAGGGUUUUCAAGAUGACUCCUUUUUUAAAGGCCUAGCAAGCUGAUACGGCUCAGUUCAGGCAGGAGUAUUAUACCCAUUAGUCCAUAUUCACAAAACCAUUCUUAAACUUGAAAAUUAAGAAUAGACCUAGACCCCCCCCCCCCCAAAAAAAAAAACAUCCAGCAUUUGAAUCUAUACAGGCUACCACUGGUGAUUAUGACAUGAACACAAUUUACUUCAUGAACAAUGAUUUAAAUAGAUGUGAUAAAUGCCAAGUUUGACCCAGAAAUAAAUCAACUUAAGAAUAAUCUUUAUUUUAAGACUAAGUCUAAGAAUUGUUUGAUGAAUACUAGCCCAGUUUUCAGGGUGCAAUUGUUUACAAAUGGAUAUUUUUUUUAACUAUUGAAUGUUUACCUUGAUACUUUGAUUCAAUAAACUUGUUAUAUUUUAAUUGGUAAUCAUAGGUAUAUAAUGAUACUCUUUAUGACAUUUUAGGUAUUUUGCAUUGUGUUGUACAAAACCACAUUUUCAUGCCAUUUGACCUUCUGACCUUGAUGAAAUAUUUUAUUUAAUGAUCUUGUAUUAAUUAAGGAAACGUUGAAUACUACAAUUCGUUGCGUCAGCUUUCAUUCAGCUGUAGAUGAGCGCAUGUGUGGCCUACUUUCGGAUCUUGUUCACAAUUUAACUCGUUCAUUUUUCAUGCAAUGUUAAAAUACAUGUCCACGAAUGAUAAUCGUAUGGAGAUGGCUUGUCAUGUGAUAGACCUGUGUGCCUUGCACGGAGGUUAGGGUUACACUUAGGUCAAAGGUCAAAUAUAUGCAUGACAUGGCUUGUCCAGACUGUAACUUUAUCCUUAAAAAAAAAAUUAAGAUAACUUGCUACUCAUGAUACCAUUUGUCCAUAUCUAAAAAGUCAUAUCUGAAAGGUCAUGAUUAAGUUGGUGGUUCAACGUCAAUUAUGGAAAUAUAAUGCUUGAAGGGUUUUAAGAAGGUUGCUCAUGUGAUUGACAAUAUGUAUAGGCUAUGUAGAAAAUGUGAUUUUUAAAGAAUAAUAGAUAAUUUUCGAGACUGACUCAACAUUUUGCUGACAUGCAAUAAGUUAUGUUUUCUAAUUGAGGCUGGGGCGGAUGCAGGUUUGGGGAUAUAUGGGAAUAUAUGUUUGAUUAAUCAGUUAUAACAUUAAUUGUUUAUGGGUAUGAAGCGGUCAGAUAGUAAGUUUAAACAUCUGUGCAAAUUUAAAUUAUCAUCAUCUCCAUUUUCGUCUGCAUUCAUAUAUAAAUUAUGUAUAAAAACAUCUACCGAGUAUAUAUAUAUAUAUAUAUAUAUAUAUAUAUAUAUAUGUAUCCCGUUUUGGUAGUUUUGUAUAUGCCCAUGUUUAUGAAUAAAAGGUACGAGACAGGCUGGGUCAGGUAGGAUUUUAUUGCUUUUCUAAUCAGAAGAUUGUAUGCCUUACACAAAUUGUUGAAGAUAAUUUUAUAUGGCAAUAUAUAAAUAGUCUGGAAAUAUUAGGGAGAUGGGCACGGGUUGAGAUAGUACUCCCCCAUGUAAGAUUUGUGAUAGUCAAUAUGAUUUUUGUCACCUUCAAAUGUCUAUAUAGGCUUGAACAUGCUUUAAGAACAGAAAUUGAAAGUCACUGCUGAUUCAAAUACUGAUGUCAGUGGGUUUGUUGAUAAACUGUACAAAGCAGUAGUUUUCCAAGAAGUUACAUUAAUGUCAUAACCAUUUUUGCGUUUAGAAAAGAUGAUUAAACGUUAGUGUUUUUCUUUAGUUCGAACAGUCAACAGUUACGUUGACACAAAAAAAUUAUACUAGUAGGACAACACUUAGUAUUGUGUAUUUACUGUAUCUUUUUCUGGCAAGGGAAUUGAAGUUUUCUGCCGAUUUUGUUGUUGUUUUAAUCUGUUUGGAAAAACUUAAAAAAUAUGGGGGGGGGUGUCUUUUUUUGACCGAUAUUAUUAUGUAGAAUUGUUUGCCGUGUAUAAAUUGGUAUUAUUUGUUAGUGAUAUCACAUGCGUCAUUUGUGUUAAAGGCAGCUUACAUGUGAUUGGUGUUGUUAUUAUUUGAUAAAAUGAUUUAAAGCACUUUGCACUGUAAUGUCCUUAUAUCAGCAGAGCUUGAAACUAAGUUGUUUAUUUUUUAAGUAUGCAUAUGAUGUGUUAUAAAAUUAUUUGCAGGCUAUUUUUUAACUUUGAAACAUUAUAAAUACACGUGUACCUGUUAUAUAUUUGUUAUAUUGUAUGCAUUUUCAUAAUUAUUUUACCUCAUUUUAUUGGUUGUGUUUUUAACUAUUCAUGUUUGUGUUGUGUAAAUGUAUUGCUUGUAAGUAUUUAUACCCCAACAAACAAAGUUUGAAGUGGGAUUAAAUGGAGUCCCCAUAUUGUUUGGUUAGUCUGUUGGUUGGUUCGUCAGUUUGUUAGCAAUAUUUUUCCUUCAAAUUUCUUUCUCAAUAUUUGUCAGAUUGAGCUUUAAUUAUUCAAGCUUUAUAUUCAUGAGGAUUAGUAUAAGUGCAUGACAUACGUCUUUCCCGUAUGUAUGCAUACAUUAAAAAUGUCCAAUUGCUGACCAUCUUUGAUAAAAACGUCUUCAAUAUUUGUCAGAUACGAAGCUUUCACUUUUCAGGCUCUUAAUUCAAAACAAGUAAAGUGAAUGACGCAUUUGUACAUUUUCUAAACAGUGCUUUACAUAAUUUUCGCACUGGCCUUUUUUGAAUUGUCUGACUCAUAAAAACAUACUUCAAAUUUUUGUGCAGCGGACGAUUUUUGGGAAUAUUGAUGUACUUGAUGAACAUAAUGCUAAUGUGUGCUUUACAUAAUAUUUGUUUUUUGACAAAGUCCAAAAUGAUUAACUUGACAUGAAAUCCAAAAUGUCUGAACGGCGUCCACCUUGGUUAAAAGCUUUUUCCUCAGAUCUAAAAUGUCUGACUGGAACAUGUUGAAUUUCUUCAUUGUGUUGGCGUCUGGUGUGGUACAUUUCCGUGGUACUUAAUACGCUUGAUAGUCUUUGGUACAAUCAACGCAAUUCAAAAUGGAAAUCUGAUGACCAUCUUGAAUAUUUUUUUUUUCGAUAUCGUGUGGUUUGUAAGAUUAUUAUGCUUUAUUAAAUGCUAUGUCAUGCGUACGUCUGACUUUGCUCUAAAGUAUAUUUUCAGCACUUGCUUGCCAAGAAAUUGCCUUUCAUACAAUUCAUAUAGAUUGCAUUUGUCAUUGGUAGUUAAGCUACACUUAUCUUAGGUUAAAGAAUAUACCAUUUGGUUAACAACAUAAGAACAUGCUACAACAUUAAGAGUCUUUUUGUUAACCAAUCAGUUUGCAAUUUGACAGCUCUAUUUUGUUUAAUCUUUCAUUAAAUGACCUUUCAAAUCAUUAACAAAAAGCUAGGUCAGUAUUUGUUUUUCAAUAUUUGAACAUUUGAAUGAACUUAAACAAUCUUUUGUUAAUUGCUAUCUAAAUUAGUUUUGUGGUAUUUUUUAUUAGCUCACCUGAGCACAGCCUGCUUAUGGUGAGAUUUUGGGAUCACCGUCGUCCGUCGUUAACAUUUUUCCGUGUUAACACUCUAGAGGCCACAUUUAUUGUCUGAUCUUUAUGAAAAUUUGUCAGAAGAUUUGUCCAAAUGAUAUCUUGGUCGAGUUCGAAACUGGGUCACGUGAGGUAAAUACUCACAAGGUCGAAUAAAAGAUAAAGCUUGUUAA
Messenger RNA from Dreissena polymorpha, 8675 nucleotides. Its product is annotated as baculoviral IAP repeat-containing protein 7-A-like. The record is from RefSeq and is a predicted model, not a curated record. Gene Ontology annotation, biological process: regulation of cell cycle; negative regulation of apoptotic process. NCBI's taxonomy places the organism in Eukaryota, Metazoa, Mollusca, Bivalvia, Myida, Dreissenidae. The transcript is spliced from 5 exons. Bases 564 to 2309 code for a protein of 581 amino acids. Gene Ontology annotation, molecular function: cysteine-type endopeptidase inhibitor activity involved in apoptotic process. Gene Ontology annotation, cellular component: spindle microtubule; cytoplasm; nucleus.